Molecule: messenger RNA, 2466 nt
Organism: Lodderomyces parapsilosis
Lineage: Eukaryota; Fungi; Ascomycota; Pichiomycetes; Serinales; Debaryomycetaceae
Gene: VPH1
Product: H(+)-transporting V0 sector ATPase subunit a
Exons: 1
Coding region: 1-2466 (821 amino acids)
Biological process (GO): vacuolar acidification; proton transmembrane transport
Cellular component (GO): fungal-type vacuole membrane; vacuolar proton-transporting V-type ATPase, V0 domain; vacuolar proton-transporting V-type ATPase complex
Molecular function (GO): proton-transporting ATPase activity, rotational mechanism; ATPase binding
Source: RefSeq, a predicted model, not a curated record
AUGUCAGACAAGGAGGAAGCCGUGUUCCGUUCAGCGGACAUGUCGCUUGUUCAGAUCUAUGUUCCAACUGAAGUCGCUAGAGAAACCAUCUACAAGAUUGGUCAAUUGGAUAUCAUCCAAUUUAGAGAUUUGAAUUCGAAAGUGAAUGAAUUUCAACGAUCGUUUGUCAAUGAGUUGAGGAAGUUGGACAAUACCGAGAGACAGUAUCGAUUAUUCAAACAAGAGUUGGAUUACAGAGAUAUCCCAAUCAAGUUGUACCCUUAUGAAUUUGUUAUACCGCAACAAUCAGAUAUAGACGAUUUAGUCGAAAGCGGUCAGUUGUUAGAGGAUCGGGUUGUUCAAUUAAGAGAUUCUGUUGAGACAUUGUACAAGAAUCAAAAUUACUUGAAGCAGUUCAAGUUUACUAUAUUGGCAGUGGACAAGUUUUUUCAUUACCAGCUUGGUGGACAUGGUAGUGCAAUUGAACGUUCCUUACUUCCAGAAUUUGACGAGCUGCGUUUAUUGUUGUCGUCCGCUACAGCAUCAGCAUCACAAUUCAUCUCUGGUGUUAUUAAUCGUGACAAAGUUGGGAUCUUGCAACAAAUUUUGUGGAGGAUCUUGAGAGGUAAUUUGUAUUACCACAGUGAAGAGUUGCAAGAAGAGAUUUACGAUGUCAAGCACAAUGCCUAUGUGGCCAAGAAUACGUUUAUCAUUUUCUCCUAUGGAUCACUCGUCCACGAUAGAAUUGUGAAAGUUUGCGAGUCGUUGGAUGCUGAAGUUUAUGAUGUUGACAAAAGUGAAGAAGCAAGAUCCAAGCAAUUGUCUGAAGUGAAAUCAAAGCUUGAAGACCUAGGUACUGUUUUAAGCGAAUCCGAAAAUGCAUUAACCUCUGAACUCAUUGCCAUUAGUCAAGAUCUCGGUAAAUGGUGGGAGAUUAUUGCUAGAGAAAAGCAAGUGUACAAGACCAUGAAUCGAUGUGACUACGACGGGGCUAGGAAAUUGCUUCUUGGUGAAGGAUGGACACCGACGGAUUCGAUACCUGAACUUACCCAAGUGGUGAAGGAAUUUGACCAAACACAAUCUAUUCCUACGAUUGUCAAUGUUUUGAGCACAAAUAGAACACCACCGACGUAUGUGCGUACAAACAAGUUCACCUAUGCAUUCCAAGCCAUUUGUGACGCAUAUGGCACUCCUCGAUACAAGGAAAUUAACCCAGGAUUACCUACGAUUAUUACAUUCCCAUUCAUGUUUGCUAUUAUGUUUGGUGAUUUGGGACAUGGGUUCAUUAUGUUUUUAGCGGCGGCAUUUUUAGUGUUGAAUGAAAAGAAAUUGAGUGGCGUUAAAAAGGAUGAAAUUUUUGAUAUGGCAUACACUGGUCGUUACAUUUUGUUACUUAUGGGUAUUUUCUCCAUGUACACUGGAUUCAUCUACAAUGACGUGUUUUCAAGAUCAAUGGAUUUCUUCAAGAGUGGCUGGGAAUGGCCUGAACAUUUUAAAGUUGGCGAUACGUUGAUUGCCAAGGAAGUGGGGACCUACAUCUUUGGUAUGGAUCCGGCAUGGCAUGGUACAGAGAAUGCGUUGUUGUUUUCUAACUCGUACAAGAUGAAGUUGUCGAUAUUGAUGGGAUAUGCUCAUAUGACUUACUCAUACUUUUUCUCAAUUGCCAACUACAUUUACUUUGAUUCAAUCGUUGACAUUGUUGGUAACUUUAUCCCCGGAUUGUUGUUCAUGCAGGGAAUCUUUGGAUAUUUAUCGUUGGUAAUUGUAUACAAAUGGACAGUUAAUUGGGCAGAAUCAAAGUAUCAACCACCGGGGAUCUUGAACAUGUUGAUUUCGAUGUUUUUAUCACCAGGAAACGUCGAGGAACCUUUUUACCCAGGACAAGCCACAAUUCAAAUUUGGUUGGUUGUUAUUGCAUUGAUUUGUGUACCUUGGUUACUUUUCGUGAAACCAUUGUGGUUAAAGAGACAAUUGGAUAAAGAAGCGAAGCAACACGCGCAAUACUCGGCCUUGCCCAAUGAUGAUGAGGAAGUUGGCGGUUCAAAUGGUUCUACAUACAACAACAAUGAAAACGACGAUGAAGAAGGAGAUGGUGAAGACCAUGAAGAGCAUUCAUUUGGGGAUAUAAUGAUUCAUCAAGUGAUUCACACUAUUGAAUUCUGUCUUAACUGUGUGUCACAUACUGCUUCCUACUUGAGAUUGUGGGCGUUAUCCUUGGCUCAUGCACAAUUAUCUACAGUGUUGUGGUCCAUGACCAUUAGCAAAGCAUUUGGUCCAACUGGAGUGUUUGGUGUGGUUGCCGUUGUAUUCUUGUUUGCCAUGUGGUUUACAUUGACCGUGUGUAUCUUGGUUGUCAUGGAAGGUACUUCAGCCAUGUUGCAUUCGUUGAGAUUGCAUUGGGUUGAAAGUAUGUCUAAAUACUUUGAAGGUGGUGGUAUGCCUUAUGAACCUUUCAGUUUCAAAGGUUUGUUGGACAGUGUGUUUUAA